Coprinopsis cinerea okayama7#130 is the source of this 3291-nucleotide messenger RNA. RefSeq lists its product as hypothetical. Bases 1 to 3291 code for a protein of 1096 amino acids. The record is from RefSeq and is a predicted model, not a curated record. Gene Ontology annotation, cellular component: MUB1-RAD6-UBR2 ubiquitin ligase complex. The transcript has 3 exons. Gene Ontology annotation, biological process: establishment or maintenance of cell polarity; ubiquitin-dependent protein catabolic process. NCBI's taxonomy places the organism in Eukaryota, Fungi, Basidiomycota, Agaricomycetes, Agaricales, Psathyrellaceae.
AUGACCCAAGACGGCGGACUGGAACGACUAGUACGCAUGCUACACGACUAUUGCAUAUCCCCUACGCCCCCAGAGAACCCAGCCCUCAUCUACGGCCUGACCCCACCCAACUCCCGACCCCCCAAACCAGGCCCAACUCUAAACCCAACAUCGUUCGAUAAGCAUGCCGCCUACCGCUUCUCCCUCGCCUUCCAGUGUGUAGUAAAUAUCGGUGUUAGGGGGAGUGAACACAUCCGCAGUCGCGUGGUCCAAGCUGGCACGCUCGAUGUCGUCGGCUGCGUCCUCGAGGCAUGGCUCGCGAGCAAGGGGUUCGCUGUGGGCCCAAGCUCGAGUGCCACUGGGCUGCCUAGAGAGACGAAGGAGCAGAGGCAGGCACGGAAGGCGGCGCAGUUGGAGGCGAGACAGCGCGAAGAAGCCGCACAGCUCCAGCGGGCCCUGCAGCAGACGCAACAGCGCCUCCUGCGCCAUGAUAAUCGCACCCUAAGACCUAUUGACACUCGAUAUCGUGAUGAAGACGCGAUGGACGUCUCACCCAGCCCCUCGCCAAGUUCCUCCUCCCUGAUCGACCGCUCCUCCCAUUCCUCGACACCAGGCGCCAACAGCGACACCGACAUGUCUGCAGACGCCAGCAUGGCCACCACUCCCCUCGGCUCCGGCACACCAACAGGAUCAGUCGUCAUCCCCAACCGGGAUCGCUCAGGGACCGUAAUCGCACCUCCGACCAGACCCAGAGACACCGUCCCAACACCCACCACCGCGACAGCGCCACCAACCAUCUCCCACCACCACCACCGCACAGUGACGGCACGAACGCACCACUACCGCAGCAGCAACGCCUCGUCGACGGACACGUCCAGGCCUGAGACCGAGACUGAGGACGACGGCGAGCCCGACUCGAGUGCGGACGUGGAUAUGGACGAUGCGUCGAGGCAUGCGCAGGACUCGUCGGGGAACACGUCGACGACCUCCGUCUCGCCCUCCCCCGAACGCACACCGCACCACCGCACGAGGGUCGGCCGCCUCUCCAUCACCCGCCGGCCAGCGGGGCUCGUCGACCCACUCGCACACGCGCACGCGCCUGCUGCGCCGCCGCCCCCGCACGGUGCGCUCGGCCUGAACGCCGACGCGCAUAUCAUCAUCAACCAAGCCGGUGGCGGCGCGGCAGACGGGGGUGUCGGUGUAGGCGGGGUGGGCGAUGACGGCGAGGUGGGUGUGGUGGAUGGCCUCGUCUCGCUUGGGACCGUCGCGAAUGACGAUUUUGCGAUGGGUGCGCCGCCUGGUGCGCCUGGGGCUAUCACUGUCGCUGAACCGAAUGAUGCACGGCCCAUCCCGCAUCCUCACCCGCAUCCGCAUCCGCAUACGUUGAUUCUGGGAGGACAUGAUACUGGUGGUAGACGACGGAAUACGAGUUCGAAUGGUACGACGGGUGCUGGGGGUGCUAGUGCGAGUGGAAGCGGGAAUACCCACAACAAUAACCAGACGGUGGACGCACCGGAUGUAACCCCUCGCGCGGGGUUCAUCGGUCUCCCUGGUUCCGCAGAGUCGACGGGGACGCUGCGUGGUGGGCCCGUCCCGCUCCCUCCUCAUCCCGCGCCUUCGCCGAUUGCCCAUCAGCGCACGCUGAGGGCGAGGGGUGAUGGGCCUGGGCCGGUUGUGCGGAGUGGGAGUUCGUCGAUGACGGCGACUGCUCACCCUGCGACCAACGCCGGUGCUACUCAAACGACUGCUACCGCCAACACCAAUACGAAUAAUAACGCCAACGCCAACGCGAACCCCUCGAUCUCCAUAACCGCCUCCACCUCGCACAACGCCUCCAACAACAACAAUAACGCGCACUACAGGGAAGUAGAAUCCGGACCUUAUCGGGACGAGGAUGUCCUCUUGGGUUUACAGCUGCUCGCGUAUUUGAGCAAGUACCCGCAUGUGAGGCAGGCGUUUUAUAAGCCGAGGGUGACGUUUCAUCCUGCUAGUGUUGCUGUUGGGCGGAAUAGUGGGUCGGGGUCAGGUGCUGCGGGGUUGUCGUCUACCUCGGGGACUUCUGGGUUGGGAUCUGGAGGAGGGAGUGGAGUGGGAGGAGGGGGGAAGGAGAGGGAGAGGGAUAGGCAGAAGGAGAGGGAUAAAGAUGCGAAAGAGGGGAGUGGAGGAGGAGGAGGGUUCUUUAAAGCGUUUGCGCAGGCUGCGACUGGGAGUCGGGGGAAGGAGCGUGCUUCGUCUAGCGUUACUUCUUCGACAUCACAACACCCCUCCUCAUCCUCAGCACACGGGUCUUCUUCCCUCCACCCCUCCUCAUCAUCAUCACACCCCUCCUCCUCAUCUUCAAAAUCCACUAGCGCCCAUCCAACAACCCACCCCACGCCACACCCCCUCCGACAAACCAACGUCUUCUCCCUUGUCGAAAGGUUCACGUUCAAGCCUUCUACGACUGAGACUGAGUUGCCGAACCCACCUCCGAGGUUGCCGAAUGAGAUACAGUAUUGGGCUGGUGUUAUUAUGAGGAAUGCGUGUCGGAAGGAUGAUAGUCGGGGUGGGAUUCGGCAGUGUGCUAAUAUGCUCUGCGGCCGCUGGGAAUCCUACCCGCGCGAAUUCGCGAAAUGUAGGAGGUGUAGGAAGGCCAAGUAUUGUGGAAAAGAGUGUCAGAGUACGGCGUGGAGUGAGGGGCAUCGGUUUUGGUGUAGUGCGAAGGAUGCGGAGGAGGAGGGGGUUGGAGGGGCUUCUGGGGCGGGCGCGGGGACGAGUGCGGGUGCGGGUGGUGCUUCGGCGUCUGCUGCGCUUGGGAGGGCGGAGAGGGAAAGGGAGAGAGGGGAGAGGGAUAGAAGGGAGAGAGGAGAACGGACGGAUGGUGAUACGAGUGCGAGUGGACGGGAUGUUAGGAUUGGUGAUGCUGGUUUGGGCGGUGUUGGUGUUGGUGUUGGGAGGAGUGAGAGAAGGGAGCGGAGGGAGAGGGAACGUGAACGUGAACGCGAGAGGGAGAGGCGGGAGAGGGAACGCGAACGGAAUGAGUCUGCUUCCAAUUCCCAUCCCCAUUCCAAUCACAAUCACAAUCUCAAUCUCAAUUCCAACACGACGACGGGAGGACCGCAUUCGAAUUCUUCGGUGCCCUCGUCGCUUUCGGUCUCGACGUCCGCUGCGAUGAGGGCGUAUGGGGCGGGUGCGAGGGUUGGGAGGGGUGCGAGUGGGAGUGCGGGUGCGCGGGGAGGAACUGGUGGGUCGGUCAUCCCGAACGGCUCGGCGUCGGGCUCGGCGCCUAGUUUGAAUGGGUCUGUGGAGGGUGAUUCGAUGGUUCUCGGGUGA